UUCGAGUAUUUCGAGUAUGUAUCUAACCAUUCUAACCAAAUUACUGAGUGUGCACAACACAUGCAAUAUGUGAUUUAAACAAUUCAAGUUACCUUUUUUUUUUUUUACCUAUUAAACAAUUAUAUAUUAUGUACUAAAUAGUUUAUGAGUCAAAAUGUCUUCAAAUGAGUUAACAUUUGAAGAUGAAGAAAAGUAAUUAUAAACUUUUUUAUCAUUGUUUAAAUUAUACACUAUCUAGCUGUCCUGCAAUUUUUGCCCUUACACAGUACAGUACGAAAAAAAAUAAAAACAUAACUUCCUGUUCCCACGCUUUUUCCUAUUACAGUUAACCAUUAUUGGUCAAAAAUACAUUUGUCAAAAAUGUUACUUCCUUCCUAAUAACAGUUAAUUUAAAUAAUAAUAAUUUUUUUUAUGGGUAUCAUCAAGGUGGUUAACUAUAAAUCAGCAUAAAUAAUUAUAUUUUCAUUCCAAAAAUCUAUCAACUUUUUAGGGAUUGAAUAUCAGAAAUCAGACAGAUGUAUAUAUGAUCUGUUCAUCAGCAUCUGUAUAAAAAAUUUUCAAGUUGCAACAGAUUUAUCUGUGGAUCAUACAGAUAAUUCAUUUUUAAUUGUUCUUAUAAUAUUUUCUAAACAAUAAAACUGGUUGAAUUCACUAGGUAGUCAUAUUUGCAAUUUUGGUUUACAGCUUGUUAGCUUAUUACAAGUUCUAUUAAUGAGAUCUAUAAUAAAAUAUCUUAGAUGAUCUUAAUAAGGAUUACAAUUUAAUAUCCAUUUUUCUAUAUAAACUAAUAUUUUUUUUAAAAAUAAUUUGCUUUAUCAGUCAUAGUAGAUUCCUAUAAUUUUGGUCUACAUUUCAGAUGAAUCUAGUUCAUUAAGUUGCAAGCAACAAAGUCAUGUAACUGCAUCAUUAGGCUUAUCCCCAUUCCCAAAAUACUAAUACUUAACAUAUAUGUCUCAAGGCUAUCAUCCUAAAAUAUAAAUUUAACUCAAUUGACUACUCAUAUUGCUUAGAUAUACUAGUUCUAUGAAUAAUAUUUAUUAAUUUUGUUUAAUAUAUAUUUUAUUAUAUUAUAGGUGUAUAUAUUUUUUUAAUCAAUUGUAUACAAUUUUAAUUUGUUUAGAUUUAAAUCAUUAGUUUGCCGACGAUUGCUUGAUAGUGGCUGGGUGGAUGAAAUAACUUUAUUAUGCAAAGAAAAAUUAUAUAACCGUUUAUCUGAUGGACAAACUUUAGAUUCCAUUAGCGAAAAUGAUUUAUUCAAUGAUCUUGCCCCAGAUGCUAGAAGUAUGUACAAAUUAAAUUACAUUUAUAAACACACAUUUAUUUUCUAUUUUUGUUUUAGAGAAGGUACCAGAUACAGUUAAAAGAGAGUUGAAAGUUAAAGUACAAGAUAAAUUGUUACGUCUAGCAGGAUAUUUUGAUGAAGGAAAUACUGAUGCAAAACAUUUAAAUUGACGAAUAAUUGUAAUUUUAAAAUUAUAUACACUGUUAUGCAAUCAUUUGUACAAACUGAAAAUUAGUUUAUUCAAAUAAUAUUGUAAUUUGUCUUUGAAAAAAAAUAAUCAUGAAUUUAAAUAUAACUUUCUAUGUACCAAAUUCUCUUAUGCUUAUUAUAUUUUAUUAAUUAUAAUUUAUUUUUUCAUAAUUUAGAAAUUAUUUUAGUUCUACUAUUGGUUCUUUUUCUAAUUUAAGCCAAUAAAAUGGUAGGUAAAUA
This is a messenger RNA of Cinara cedri, 1711 nucleotides long. NCBI's taxonomy places the organism in Eukaryota, Metazoa, Arthropoda, Insecta, Hemiptera, Aphididae. The record is from the annotation of a GenBank genome assembly.